CCCGUGACGUCGGCGCGUCCCGCUGUCCCGGCGGCGGCGGCCGGAGGAGGUGACGGCGGCGGGCUGAGCGGCGCGAGCCGGCCGGUCCGGCGGUCUCGCUCGGCUCAAGUGCUUGGAUUGCAUCCCUCCUGAAGGCUAAUUUAACGUGGGACCUGAAAAUCGGUCUGGCUUUUGGUGCAUUAUGUAUUUGUCAUUAAUCAUUAUAGAAAUAUUCGGUUAAUGUGAGGUUUCCAUAUGAAGAGGGUAGUCAGAGCAGUGAAAUAAUAGUUAAAACCAAAUAAAAGUAUCAGGUUUUAAAUCUGAUUAUAACUUUUCUGUGAUAUGAUUGAGAAAUAUUGUUUUCUUCCUGGAGCUUUAAAACCUCAUGCUUUCGUCAGAUUUGUCAGGUACAGACCUGCUACUCUGUUAGCUGCUGCCUCUGGACAGUGAGCCACUUAAAAACAGUCCCUACUAAAUCCACUGCCAAAAAGUGCAGUUUGUAGUAGUGUUGAAGACACAGUAAAAUCUGAAUAAUUGAUUUGGUCACUUUGAGUAAAUCCUACAUAUUGAACAUUUGCAAGAACUUGCCCUGUAGUCUUGUGUGGUUAAUACUGUGGUUUCUUUCUAAGUGAGUCAAAGUACUAAUUGUUUAAUAAAAUCGCUAUAAUGCAGAAUUUGUAUCCAGUGAAAGAAAAAGGUCUGUUUUGAUUAUUUCCUUUUGAAAUAUACAGUGUCAAUUUAGACGUGAUUGAAAUGUUUAUUUAGAGAGCUGGAAUUGUACUAUUUUUAAAGGCUAUCGAACCGUGGAUGCCUGGAAUUGGUGAAGAAAAGGUAUUUUUGUUGAAAUAGAUUUUUUUGUUGUCUUCCAUGCAUGUUAAUCAAGUUUAUGUAUGUGAAGAGAUGUUCCUGUACUUACUUUCUGUUUCUGAAGCACUGAUAACUUCAGAUGAACCAGUUUCUGCUUCAUUUUCCACACAAUAUCAUUUUAUCUGAGUAAGAAAUUGAUGUUUUGCCCUGCUAAAUAAAUUGAAAUAGGAUAUAUGCUCAAAAUUCAGUGCUCCAGUUUUAACUUAGGAGAACCUAAUUUUUAAUAAAGAUGUAGCAAAUCAAUACUGAAAUGGUUGACUGUUCUGUACUUGAUUGUUCUUCUGUGAUUCGCUUCCAAAUGUACAUGUAAGGGCUGCUUUUUUAUCAAUCUGUCGUAACAAAGAGUAAGGAAUGACAGGCGAGUUGAAGCCUCGUCACAGUCACCAGUGCCUGGAGAUAUUCUAAGUUUAAAAAAUGGAUACAGAAAAGUAAGUAAGAACAGGAAGCUGUGAGGUUAUUUAUCUGUUGUGCUUUCCAGUGCUCAGGAACUUAGUAGGCUCGGUACCUGGAGCUGAUACUAUAUUGACAGUAGCAGACCAUCAGAAAGGAGAGUGUGAUUUUUCUUACUUAAAAAAAUAGCUACCUUCUUUCUGUCUGUCUGUCUGUCUCUCUGUCUUCCCACAGUGUUUGGUUUGUGGUGACAUGUAGGGGAGGGCAGAAUUAUGAGGUUUUUUUCCCCUCCCACCCCCCAUAAUCGAGUUACAGGCUGGGGAGCUUGAUAGAAAAAUCCAAGUAUUUAAUUGCAGAAGAGCAUUUGCUGCUGAGUUUUCAAUCUACGGGCGGGGGAGAUGAGGAACUUGUGAGAGCUAUUUUAAAGUAAUCGGUACAGAGUUGCAGAGUUUGUGAGAUUGUCUGUCAUUUGAGGUAGGACUCAAAUAAUAUCUCUUUGUCUGGCUUGGUUAGAAGCUGAUGUUUGUGCUUGUUUGAUUAGGUUUCCUAAGACUGUAGUUAACACUUCAUUGACAUUUAGGAGCUGUCUUCUUGAAUACGUGUCUCAAUUUUUUUUAAAAUAAUUUCUGUUUUAUCCAAAGAAAUAGAAAAGUGGGGAGAAAAAUGUGUUGGUUCUGAUAAUUUGCUGGGAAUCCAAUGGGCAUGGUUGACUGAACUGACAGGAAAUCGUUUCAUUUCAUCUUGCUCUGGUAAUAGCUUGACAAUUUUUCUUAAGGAGGACCUGAAAUAAUUUUUGGGAGAUAGGUCUGGUAGAAAGUACAUCACUUCAGAGUCUUCAAGUUGCUUGGAAAAAGCAAGCUUCUCCCAGCAAGCAUCCCAGGUGACUUCCAAGUGGACAAAGAGAGCAGUUAAAUGCGAGCUGAGCCUCCGUGUGGGACCGUCUUUCAUCUGUUGCAUCUUGAAUUAAAGUUUCACAAUCAGUGUGUGAUAGGAUGCGUGCAUUUAGUGAGUGGAUACUUGCAGGUUUCUGCAGAUAGUGUAACUCCCCAUGCUAUGUGACUUCCUAGAGUAGAAAAUUAAUUGCUAAGCAUAGAACACAGCUCUUAUCCACUUGACUUUAAAGCGGGAGUCUUUACCCAGGAAAGGGGGAGGGGUGCAUGUAAACCACAAGUGUCUUGUCUCCUGUUGAGUAAAAUUUUCGAGACUGGCUUAUUAAGUAAAUAACAACGUCACAAAAUGUAGAGGUUACCUGCAGUCAGUUUGCGAACUAGUUCUUUUUAAGGGCUACACAGCAAUUAGAAAGUUGCCUUACUGUAAUCCUAUAAUUAUGCCCUAAUGAGAUUCUUCUAGGUAUAAUUACAUACCUUGAAUGUGUGCAUGCAUUUUUAUUUCACAAGAAACCUGCCAGAGCUGACUCAACCUUUUUCUAUCUCUACAUAACAUUCGGGUUUAUGAUGAGCUGCCUCUUAACAGUGGAUUGCAAGAGGUGGUAGACAAAAGGCUUCAAGUGAUACCUACAGAAGUAACAGAAAGCCAGCUCCUAAGAGGAAGGACUGAGCACCACCCGAAGCUUGCUGCAGCUGUCUCUUUGACCGUGGCUAACAUAGUAUCUUGUGGAUUAGUAGAGCCAAAAUUUUAAGACAGUUGCAGCUCUUGGUUUCAGAUUAGUGUGUGAAGAAACUGCUGGCGUGAUGAGGAGAGAACCUUCUCCCUUUUCAAAAGUUUGCAGAGAAGCUGAAACACUGUAGUGUACCAUUGGGCAGGACAAGUGAGGAAUGAGCCAGCCGUGGGAAAGAGGACCUGCCAUCCUAGCUGGAGUCAUCUGAAGAGAGGACAUUUUAGUCUUGUGGCAUGCUUCAGUAGAAAUUAUUCAGAAGAUGGCUGGCUGUGGCGAAAUAGAUCAUUCGAUCAACAUGCUCCCCACAAACAGGAAGACAAACGAGUCGUGCGCUAACACAGCACCUUCCCUGACAGUCCCCGAAUGUGCAAUCUGUCUGCAAACAUGUGUCCAUCCAGUAAGUCUGCCUUGUAAACACGUUUUCUGCUAUCUGUGCGUGAAGGGAGCUUCAUGGCUUGGGAAACGAUGUGCGCUCUGCCGGCAGGAGAUUCCAGAGGAUUUUCUUGACAAGCCAACCUUGUUGUCACCAGAAGAACUCAAAGCUGCAAGCAGAGGCAAUGGAGAAUAUGCUUGGUACUAUGAAGGUAGAAAUGGUUGGUGGCAGUAUGAUGAACGUACCAGCAAAGAGCUGGAAGAUGCCUUUUCCAAGGGUAAAAAGAGCACUGAAAUGCUAAUCGCUGGGUUUUUAUACAUAGCAGAUCUUGAAAAUAUGGUUCAGUACAGGAGAAACGAGCAUGGACGCCGCAGGAAAAUAAAGCGAGACAUAAUAGAUAUACCAAAGAAGGGAGUGGCUGGCCUGAGGUUGGACUGUGACACCAACACCGUCAACCUGGCAAGAGAGAGCUCUGCUGAUGGCGCUGACAGCACACCCGCUCCAGGGGCCGCCGCUCUGCAGCCGCGAGCACCCGUUGCUGCCAGGCCCCUGCCCUCACUAGACGGUCAGCUGAUGAGUCCCUCAACACCGUCACCAGAUGCAAGCAAUUCUCUAGAGAACUCCUUUGCCCACUUACAAAUAAAUGGAGACAGUAUGGCCGAAAGGAGUCAUGGGGGAGAGGGAGAAGAAGACCACGAGUCAUCAUCCUCUGGUCGAGUGGCUGCCCCCGACACCUCCAUCGAGGAGACCGAAUCGGAUGCCAGCAGUGACAGCGAGGACACGGCUGCCCACUCGCACCAGGGCCUGUCCGCUCUUCAGCAGAGACACUUGCACGGGAGCGCAGGCCAGGCAGGAGCGGAGAGACCAGGGGCAGGGGGUGGGGGGGCAAACACAAGUGUGAGAUCUAGAAGGCCAGAUGGACAGUGCACAGUCACUGAAGUCUAAAUCUAGAGCCAUGUAAUGAAAAACCCGGUUCUGUAUCUGUAAUCUUUCUGUUCACAUUGGCAUUGCACUCAACCAUAGCAGUGUGUUUGGUGGGAGGGUGGGGGUGAGGGGGCGAAACAGAUUUGGCCUGUUAAGUUUCUUAAUAUGUGUCGGCUGGAAGCCUCUUAACUGUGGGGAAACUGGGUUGUCUUGUUAAUGGUUUGAAAGCUGCUCAGCAAUACCCAGUUUUCUUGAAAAUGUCUUGCAUUUAUUUUGUAGCAUUUCCCCCAAGGAGAUACUCAAUCCUUUUUUGGCCAAUGUAUAUCUGCUGUACAACUUGAACUGUUUUCAUUAUCUGACUGUUGCAUUAAGUGUCUUAGUACUUUCUGCAUGGAUUGAUGUAUGAAAAGAACACUAAAGCAAUGUGGGAGCAGGCAAGAUGUUGGGUGUGAGCAGGAUGCUUAACUUAAUGUGAGAAAAUAGAUGUGAGUUUGAAGUUAAAAUGUGUUUUUACUAGACAUGAGCAAUCAUUUACCUUCCUUCAAUGGCAAUGUAAAAAUGCUAUUAACUUUUGUUGCAAAUUCUUACCUAUACACUCUUCAUGUCAUUUUCACUGGCUUUGCCAUCUAGUCCUUGUAGUUUUGUUUUUGAGGUCUUUCUUGAUCUGUCUCGUUUUUGUUACGGAAUUUAUAAUUUAAUAAAACUACAUUUUAUCAGUAACAAUCUUAGAUAUGUCUCC
Molecule: messenger RNA, 4890 nt
Organism: Colius striatus (speckled mousebird)
Lineage: Eukaryota; Metazoa; Chordata; Aves; Coliiformes; Coliidae
Gene: RNF146
Product: ring finger protein 146
Exons: 4
Coding region: 3114-4172 (352 amino acids)
Biological process (GO): Wnt signaling pathway; ubiquitin-dependent protein catabolic process
Cellular component (GO): nucleus; cytoplasm
Molecular function (GO): ubiquitin protein ligase activity; zinc ion binding; poly-ADP-D-ribose binding
Source: RefSeq, a predicted model, not a curated record